Molecule: messenger RNA, 2037 nt
Organism: Knipowitschia caucasica
Lineage: Eukaryota; Metazoa; Chordata; Actinopteri; Gobiiformes; Gobiidae
Source: the annotation of a GenBank genome assembly
AUGCUCAGCUUGUGUGGUUCCCCAUAUGACCACGUCAUCAAGGAAUACUCCAACUCCUUCCACACCAUCGAACAUCUGUUGAACAGUCCGGUGAAAAACUUCAGGAAAGACCUCCUGUUGAGGAAAGACCUCCUGCUGAGGAAAGACCUCCUGUUGAGGAAAGACCUCCUGCUGAGGAAAGAUCUCCUGUUGAGGAAAGACCUCCUGCUAAGGAAAGAUCUCCUGUUGAGGAAAGACCUCCUGCUGAGGAAAGAUCUCCUGCUGAGGAAAGAUCUCCUGCUGAGGAAAGAUCUCCUGCUGAGGAAAGACCUCCUGCUGAGGAAAGACCUCCUGCUGAGGAAAGAUCUCCUGCUGAGGAAAGACCUCCUGCUGAGGAAAGACCUCCUGCUGAGGAAAGAUCUCCUGCUGAGGAAAGAUCUCCUGCUGAGGAAAGAUCUCCUGCUGAGGAAAGACCUCCUGCUGAGGAAAGACCUCCUGCUGAGGAAAGAUCUCCUGCUGAGGAAAGAUCUCCUGCUGAGGAAAGACCUCCUGCUGAGGAAAGAUCUCCUGCUGAGGAAAGAUCUCCUGCUGAGGAAAGACCUCCUGCUGAGGAAAGACCUCCUGCUGAGGAAAGAUCUCCUGCUGAGGAAAGAACUCCUGCUGAGGAAGGAACUCCUGCGGAGGAAAAAAAAGCUCCUGUGGAACGUAGAGCUGCAGAAGCACAGAAAAGGCAUGUACAAGCAGAAUGACCAAAUUCACCACGAGGGGGAGCAGGGCGGUCACCACCUGGUCCGGGCGGGGCUUGUUCCACUCCGUAGUAGUGAAGGUGCCUGUGUGCUCUCACAGCCAGGGCCCACCAUGGAAGCCCCACUCGUGUGCCUGGAUGAGGAGUUCGAGGACUUGCGCCCGUGCCGGAUGGACUCUCCGGAACAUUCCACGUACUCCACGUCCUCCACCGUGGCCCUGGUGCCCAUCAGCCGCGAGGACUUCUCAGAGCUGGACAACUUCUCUGAGAUGAUGAGCUUCAAGUCCAUGGAGGACCUGGUCAACGAGUUUGACGAGAAGCUCAACGUCUGCUUCCACAACUACAACACCAAGACGGAAGGCCUAGCGCCGAUCCGCAACCAGGGCACGAGCCAGGAGGAGGAGGAGGAGGAGCGGCUGCAGGACGAAGACGUGUGGGAUGCCCUGACCGAUAACUACAACUCCACUUGGGACGGUCCGGAUCCGGAGGGGCUCAACGGGAACAUGUCCGAUCAGGAGAUCCAUGAAAAGGAGGAGGAGGAGAUGAAUGAGAAGAAUGACAACGCCAACUGCCUGAGUGAGGAGCCUCUGAUGUCGGCCGAUCAGAUCAUAGAGGAGAUAGAAGAGAUGAUGGAGAACUCCCCAGACCCCGGAGAGACGGAGGAGGAGGAGGAUGAAGAUUCCUCCUCCAGGACCAACCCGUCUCUGCUGGAGGAGAUCCGUCAGCUUUCCCACGCCUCCAACAACAACUGCUCCUACGAGGGCCUGAGCUUGAUGCCCAACUCCACUCUGAGGGAGCUGCUGGAGCGCAUCGAGACGGCGAUCCGGGACUACUCCGAGGAGCUGGUGAGGCAGCUGGCCCGGCGCGAGGAGCAGGAGUUCGAGAAGGAGGUGAAGAACACGUUUAUCACGGUCCUGAUGGAGGUGCAGAACCGACAGAAGGAGCAGAGGGACAGCAGCAAGCGCAGACGCCGAGACAAGGCCCUGAGCAUGCACGGGAGCUCCACCGACAACACACCGGUCACCACGGCGCCCGGCGGGAGAGUGGAGAAGACCGGGACCAUGCCCGUCAAGAGGUUCAGCAUGGAGGGACUGUCCAACAUCCUGCAGACGGGCAUCAGACAAACCUUCGGAAGCACAGGGAGCGACAAACAGUAUAUCAACACAGUAAUUCCAUAUGAGAAAACCGGCGCUCCGCCCUCUGUCGACGACCUUCAGAUGCUGACCAAACUCCUGUUUGCCAUCAAAGAGGACAGCGACAAGGUGCCUACUCUACUAACUGACUACAUAUUGAAAGUAUUGUGUCCGACCUAA